AAGGAAAUAAUUAAACAAAGAAUUAGACAAAAUUUGGUGAUAAUCAAAUCUUCUGGAGUCUGGCUGUAUAUUUUUCGCAAACCCAAAAAACAAAACAAGAGUAUCAUCAUCUACCUAUCAAUGGAGUACAGAAACAAGAGAGGAGAGAGAAAGUCAUCCAUGGAAGAAGGCGCUUGAUGAAGCUUUUCUUCUUCUCUCACCUCCUUUGCGACUAGCCCACUUCAACUGAUCCCCUUCUCAUCACACUCUUUUUCGUACUUCUUAAAGAGAGAAAGUGAAAACGCCGAAGAAGAGAUCCUCAGAUCGAAAGUUUGAAGAUGUUGCCGACGACGUCAAAAGGGCGUUUGCCGUCCACUUCUCGGCAACCUAAUCCCGUUUUCCCUCAUUACCUCCGUCGAAUUAUCAAGUGGCAACAAAUGGAUGUUGAAUACACCUUCUGGCAAAUGCUUCAUCUGUGUACCUCACCAAAAGUAGUCUAUCAACACACAAAGUACCACAAGCAAACCAAAAAUCAAUGGGCUCGUGAUGAUCCUGCUUUUGUUGUUAUCUGCAGCCUUCUCUUAGUAAUUUCGACUUUGGCCUAUUGUGCUGCGUAUGAUCAUAGCACAGGACAUGCUGUUUACGUAGUUCUUUCAGUUUUGCUUUUUCAUUUCAUCAUAACUGGAGCAGUGUUGGCAACCUGUUGUUGGUUUCUUACAAAUAAUUACCUAAGAGAAGAGGCUCCGAAUAGUUAUGUGGUUGAACAGCGGGUAGAAUGGCUGUAUGCAUUUGAUGUGCACUGCAAUUCUUUCUUCCCGAUGUUUGUUUUACUAUAUGUGAUACAUUACUUUUUGUCACCACUGCUUCUUGCACAUGGAUUCAUACCUGUUCUGUUGUCAAAUUUGCUCUUCAUGGCUGCUGUGUCAUACUACCAUUAUCUCAACUUUCUAGGUUAUGAUGUGUUACCCUUCCUGGAGAGGACAACUUUUUUCCUCUAUCCUAUCGGCGUUGUUCUAAUCCUUUCUCCAAUUUUUAUUCUUAGUGGCUUUAAUCCCUCGAGAUAUAUAAUGAACAUGUACUUCAGUAUGCGACUAUAAUUCUGAGGUCGAAGCUUGUGAUGUAAGCACAUACAGUGAGCCGGAAACAGUAGAUGACAGUAGGCACAUGUUGUGAACAGGAAGUGCUAUGAAUGCCCCUUGAAGUAUGAAGAUUUCCUGAUGGUCAUUUGUGGGAGCUUUUGAAAUUUUUUACCCUAUACGGCCUAUUCCCCCCUCCCCCCUUCUUAUUUCUACAGAUUUUUUACCUUUAAUUUUUUGGGGCAAUGAGAAAUAGGAUGCCGAUGAAGGGAAUUGGUGGAUCUUGUCAACAAAAUGCUAAAUGUAAUGGUUCCGCUUAUUCUUUUAACCUGUCCGCUCCAGUAGUUCCUUUGUUAAAAGAAUUCCGCACUUUUACUAAUGUAAACUUGGAAAUGUGAAGAUAAUUAGAGCUUUACAAGCAGUACAUUUUCAGGCAAAUAGAAAAUGUCUUUGUUUCUUCUGUGUAUGGGUGUUAAGGUGAACACUUACCUUGAGAGGGGGGAAUAAGCUAAGGAAAAUCCUCCAAGGCGAGUUGGAUGAGAAUCGAACCUAGGUCUAUCACUUGGAAUUCGAGAAACUUGGCCAACUGAGUCAAGCCUCCUUCUCGUAUGGGUGUAUGGUAGUGUUUUUGUACAUUUGAACUGAAAUUCAGGUUGCUUGUUUGUUGAAUACGAAUACACAAGUUUGUUCUUUUU
Molecule: messenger RNA, 1750 nt
Organism: Chenopodium quinoa (quinoa)
Lineage: Eukaryota; Viridiplantae; Streptophyta; Magnoliopsida; Caryophyllales; Amaranthaceae
Product: protein unc-50 homolog
Exons: 10
Coding region: 318-1076 (252 amino acids)
Cellular component (GO): Golgi membrane
Source: RefSeq, a predicted model, not a curated record